Dromiciops gliroides (monito del monte) is the source of this 5271-nucleotide messenger RNA. It is a transcript of the gene MAN2C1, whose product is annotated as mannosidase alpha class 2C member 1. The transcript is spliced from 26 exons. The record is from RefSeq and is a predicted model, not a curated record. Gene Ontology annotation, biological process: oligosaccharide catabolic process; mannose metabolic process. The coding region runs from base 50 to 3178 and encodes 1042 amino acids. Lineage: Eukaryota; Metazoa; Chordata; Mammalia; Microbiotheria; Microbiotheriidae. Gene Ontology annotation, molecular function: alpha-mannosidase activity; carbohydrate binding.
GCCGCUGAGUUGAAGGAGUCGGGCGACUGGGGCCAUUGCUGCUUCGACCAUGGCGGCGGCCCCGGCCUUGGUGCUGAAGCACCGGCGCACCACCUUGGAGCGGGUGGAGAAGUUCCUGUCGCCCACUUACUUCACCGACUGCAACCUGUGGGGCAGGCUCUAUGGAGAAAGUUGCCCCGUGACUUCACUGUCUUGCUUCAUGACUCCAGAACGGAUGCCCUAUGAACAGGCCAUUCAGCAAAACUUCCGCAUGUUCAAAGUUGGUGAUACCUUUGGACCCAUAUGGUGGACUUGCUGGUUCCGAGUGGAGCUGACUAUCCCCAAAGCUUGGAUGGGCCAUGAAAUUCACUUUCUCUGGGAGAGUGAUGGAGAAGGCCUAUUGUGGAGGAAUGGGGAACCAGUCCAGGGUUUGACCAAAUUGGGUGAGAAGACCAGCUACAUCCUGACUGACAAGAUGAAGGAAGGAGAUCCCUGGAGUCUGACAUUGUAUGUAGAAGCUGCCUGCAACGGGCUCUUUGGGGCAGGAAAAGGCAGCAUGAUUGCACCACCUGAUAACGAGAAGAGAUUCAGUGUGAGCCGGGCCGAGAUGGCAGUGUUCCACCGGGAUGUUCACGAACUGAUGAUGGAUAUGGAAAUCCUUCUGGGCAUGGCCAAGUGCCUUGGAGAGGGCAGCCAGCGGAGCUUCCAGGCCCUCUACACAGCCAACCAGAUGGUGAACGUGUGUAACCCAGCUGACCCUGGCACCUUUUCGACAGCCCGUUCCCUGGCAUCGGGGAUCUUCCGCCAGCGCAAUGGGGACAGCCAGCACACUCUGCAUGCCAUUGGGCACUGCCACAUUGACUCAGCUUGGCUCUGGCCCUUCAAGGAGACAAUCCGGAAAUGUGCACGUAGCUGGUCAUCAGCCAUCCGACUCAUGGAGAAGAACCCACAGUUCACAUUUGCCUGCUCUCAGGCACAACAGUACGAGUGGGUGAAGAGGUACUACCCAAGUUUAUAUUCCCAGAUCAAGGAGUACGUCCAGGCAGGACAAUUUAUUCCAGUGGGUGGCACUUGGGUCGAGAUGGAUGGGAACCUUCCUAGUGGAGAGUCCAUGGUGAGACAGUUUCUUCAAGGACAGAACUUCUUCCUUCAGGAAUUUGGGAAAGUGUGUUCUGAGUUCUGGCUUCCAGACACAUUUGGCUACUCGGCCCAGCUCCCCCAGAUCAUGCGUGGUUGUGGCAUCCAGCGCUUCCUGACACAGAAGCUGAGCUGGAACUUGGUGAACUCCUUCCCUCAUCAUACCUUCUUCUGGAAAGGAAUUGAUGGUUCCCGGGUAUUGGCCCACUUUCCUCCUGGGGACUCUUAUGGGAUGCAAGGCUGUGUAGAAGAGGUACUGAAGACCAUGAACAACAACAAAGACAAGGGGAGAGUAAACCACAGUGCCUUCCUCUAUGGGUUUGGGGAUGGGGGCGGUGGCCCCACCCAGAACAUGCUAGACCGGCUGGAACGAAUGAAGGAUACAGACGGACUGCCCAGGGUGUAUUUCUCUACCCCGGAACGGUUUUUCUCAUUACUGGAGAGGGACACGGGGCAGCUUUGCACUUGGGUAGGGGAGUUGUUCCUGGAACUUCACAACGGCACUUAUACCACCCACGCCCAAAUCAAGAAGGAGAACCGGGAUUGUGAGCAGAUCCUGCACGACGUGGAGCUCUUGAGCAGUCUGGCCUUGGCGCGUGGUGGGACUUUCCAGUAUCCUGCUGCUGAACUACAGCACCUCUGGAGGCUCUUGCUCCUAAACCAGUUCCAUGACGUGCUUCCCGGAAGCUGUAUCCAGCAGGUGGUGGACGAUGCUCUGAAGUACUAUGGAGAGAUUCGAAGCAAUGGCUCCCGCCUUCUGAAUGCUGCAGCUUGGUCUUUGUGUGGAGGGGAGCCAAGCUCUCGAGACCUGAGCCUGCCACGCAACUACCUCAUCUUCAACACGCUAUCCUGGGAGCGCACAGAGGUGGUGGCCUUACCAGCAGCCAAUGGUGCCGAGAGCCUGGUCCUGGUGACAGUUCCUAGCAUGGGUUACACCCAAGCCCCAGCUCCUGCCCCGCCGCCUCACGCUGUCAGAGUGGUGCAGGAGGCUGACGGCUCUGUGACGCUGGACAACGGCAUCAUCCGAGCGCACCUGGACUCCAUGGGCCAUUUAAACUCCUUGGUUUUGGUUUCCUCAGACAGGGAAACCAUCCCCCGAGGGGUCUUUGGCAACCAGUUUGUAAUGUUUGAUGAUGUUCCCUUGUACUGGGAUGCCUGGGAUGUGAUGGAUUAUCACCUGGAGACCAGGAAGCCAGCCACAAAGCUGGACCAAGCCCUCGAGGUGGGGAUCCCGGGAGGUCUUCGAGGCAGUGUCCAUUUCUCCCUGCAGCUCAGCAACCGGAGCAUCCUGACACAGGAAAUUGUGCUGGACGCCGCAUGUCCAUAUCUGCAGUUUCACACCGAGGUAGAUUGGUAUGAGUCCCACAAAUUCUUGAAGGUGGAAUUCCCCGUCUGGGCCCAGACCUCCAAUGCCACCUAUGAGAUCCAGUUUGGGCAUAUACAGAGACCCACACAUUAUAAUACCUCUUGGGACUGGGCUCGAUUUGAGGUAUGGGCCCAUCGCUGGAUGGACCUGUCCGAACAUGGCUUUGGGAUGGCACUUCUCAACAAUGGCAAAUAUGGGGGCUCUGUUCGGAACAACAUCCUCAGCCUCUCCCUCUUACGGGCACCCAAGUCCCCUGAUGCUUCUGCCGACAUGGGCCAUCAUCAGUUCACCUAUGCGAUAAUGCCACACAUGGGAACAUUCCAGGAUUCUGGGGUCAUCCAAGCUGCCUACAACCUCAAUUUCCCCCUGCACGUGAUACCCACGGGCCCGGCCAUCUACCGGCCCUGGAGCGCCUUCUCGGUCUCAUCCUCUGCUGUGGUGCUGGAGACUGUUAAACAGGCAGAGGCUGGACCCUACCCUUAUGCCCUAGUGCUGAGACUGUAUGAAGCCCACGGCAGCCAUGUAGACUCCUGGCUGCAGACAUCACUCCCUGUCCAGGAGGCUGUCAUCUGUGAUCUUCUGGAACGUCCUGACCAGAGGCAGCGCUUGGCCCUAGAGGGCUCCCGCCUGAAGCUUUCCUUCUCCCCCUUCCAAGUGGUUUCUCUCCUCCUCGUGUUGGAGUCCCCAGCCCCCUGAUCAAGAGAUAGGGACAGCACCUUGGGCCCCCUCAGACAAGUAGGAGCCCCCACCAUGAUCCCAGCCCCUCCAUCUUGGUCCCAUCCAAGCAUCCAGCUCCCAUCCCCGUAAUACGUUUGCAUCUGGGAGCAGUGCUGUUCACCUGGGGCUAGGAGGGAAGCCGGACAUCUUAAUAGCACACACACCUGUGGAGGGUGGAGGGAAUGGGCUGGGAAGCAGCUCUGCCCCUGACUCAGACUCUCCCACUCAGCCUCUGGCUCCUCCUGAAGAAUUCAAAGGGCCACCAUGGGGUGAGAGUGAGUCUCGCCCCCCCCCCCCCCACUACAUCCCUUUGAUUGGCCUUGGCCCUUUAGCUGGUCUGAUAUACUGCAUAGUGCACACAUUUCAAUCAACCCAAUAAAUAUUUUCAUUAGCCACACCCAUUUCCAUUUCUCUUGGUGCUCUCUAGCUUGGUAAUUUCCCUUAAGCCUCACAGCCUAGCCUCAGGAGGCCAGGCUACCUAGUUGGCAAGGACUGUGCCCCCCAGGAUGUCUGUGAGCAUGUGCCUUCUUGCCCCCUUCUUUGUACCAGUAUUUAUGGCGGAGUAAACAGAGAUUUCUCUCCAGCUUUGGCUGCUGCCCAGAGGCCUCUAGAUUCGGGGUCGGGGUGGGGGGGGGGUGCUGUGACAGAAGCAUUAAGGGAGCAGUGGAUGCAACAAGAAAAUGACUUCUCCUAGAGAAUCUUGGGAUUGCAGUAUCAGCACUAGAGGAAGGCCUCAGAGGAAAAGGUAGAGGCCUGGGGACACUUGUAGAGCAGAGGAAGGCCUGUCCGGCCUGACUGCACUGUAGACUUGGGGAGAGUGAUUGUGGGGGAUCCUGAAAAGGGCUGUGGGGCAUCUCUAGGGACAAGGUCUCGAAAGAGAAAUUCUGAAGAGGAGAGUUGUCUGAAAGGGCCCCCAUGGAGGCACAAGGUGGCCUCAAGGAGAUGAAUACAAAGGCUGGAGUGUGUCAGGAGGGAGGACCCUCAAUGAGCUGGGCCUGGUCGUGGCUUGCAAUCAAGCUUAUUAGUAGGACUGGAGUGGGGGGAGAUUAAAGGAGAGACAGGACAGUCGCUUGGUGUUUAUGGGAUGACUGAUGAGAGAGAAGGAAGAGCUGCUCUGCCUCUCUCCUGCUUCUGUUUCUUUGCCAAGGAGAGUGAUCUUCAGACUCAAGAGGACAGAACAAUGGCGACUAGUGAGGAACUGAUCCCCAAGAUAAAUAAGGACAGUGUAAGAGAGCACCUUCUUGCCUGCCCUUGAUGAGUUCUAGUCCCAGCCCAGAUGAAUGGCAUCUGAGCUGCUGCAGAGAUGCACGCGCCUGGGAGAUGCUUUAAGAGAUGGUGGAGAUGAGUAGAGGGGACAACAGGCUCCAGCCUUGAAGGUGGUGCCUCCAGCCCCUCCUCUUUGUGCCUCACUGAUCUGCCUACUUCCAGUCCCCCCUGGAGGGGAGAAGGGAGAGGGAGAGGAGGAGAGGCUGGCACGCAGUGGGCUUUCCUGGGGAGGGAUGGAGGCCUGCACAGAGGAGAGUCUGUCAGUCGAGGAAGGAGAGGGGCCCUGUACUGGGUGGAAAGUUGUGCCGCUACUGUCGCCUGACACAGCCCUUCAUGGUCUGCUGAGUGCUUCAUAAAGAUCAUCCCAUCUGAUCUCGCCGCCACCCUGGAAAGUAGGUGCUGCUGUUAUCUCCAUUUUACAGGAAGCAGGCCAACGUGUGGAGUGAUCUGUCCAGGGUCACACAGCUAGUGAGGGUCUGAGGCUGGAUUUGAACCCAGGUCUUCCUGACUCCAGGUCCAGCGCUCUGUGCACUGUGAUGCCAUCUCACUGCAUAGAUAUGACCUUGGUUGGUCCUGGUACAGCAGAGAGAGCGCUGGCUUUGGAAUCAGAGGACCCAAGUUCAAAUCCUUCCACUAUUUAUGAUCAGUUGUGUGACCUGGAAAAAAGUAAUUUAACCAAAACUCUUUAUAGUAAUGUAAAAAAGAUGCUCUAAAUCACUGUUAAUUAGAGAAAUGUGGAGUAAAAACUCGGGUACCACCUCACAUCUCAGACUGGCCAGCAUCACAGAAAAGGAAAACGACAAAUA